CUCGCUGCCAGGGAGUCAGUUGUGCACCAACACAAGUCUUAGUAGUACUCACGUGCACUCCCAACACCAGCGGCAGGAAUUCCCACGUGUGGAGGCAGAAGAAGAUUUCUUGUUGGCCUGUGUGGAGUGAGAAAGAAUGCAGCUCUCUGUGACUCUCCUGGGCUGCCUGGCCGCCUGCGUCAGCGCCUUCCCCGUCAUGUUUCUGGCUUAUUCAGAUGGACGAGCACUCACUCGUCGAGCCAGCCUACUAGACUGUAAUCCCCCCCUCCCAGGCCUACCACCAUCAUACAGAUGUCGUCCUGUGAACGAACAGAGCCGCCAGCGUUCCGUGCUACCUAGCCCGGAGCGUCUACCCAUACUGGAGAUCCUUGAAGAUAACCUCGACGGAGAGACAGUAGUGGAGAUAGCUGAACAGAUCGAGCCUUGGAUGGCCCCCAUUAGACAGGCAGAGCAGGCCGCUGAACAGGUCGAGCCUCGUAUAGCACUCUUGAAGAAGGCACAGCAGGCCCUAGCGCUAGACCACGCUGAGAGAGAGCCAAGUUAUAUCAUCACUGUACCUAAAGUCAAGAAGCUCAGGAAACAUAAAUGUCGUUCUGGCCAAGUCUACAUCGCCGAGGUUGAUCUAUGUGUUGACAUGGAUGGUCAUGAAGUUCUCCAUUCAGAUUCUUUAGUGAGUGAUGACUCCAAAACACAGCCUCACUACCCACAGUACCCCACUAGACUCACCCCCGUUGAAGUGGGCUACGAGAAGAGAAAGAAAUGUCCGGAGGGUCAGAUAUACGUUCCCGAAGUGGACAUAUGCUCGGAUAUAGACCCAGUGAUUCUGCCUCCUAAGUUCAGCCACAAGAAGGAGGCGGGGUCCAAGAAGGAGAAGAAUUAAUUAAGGAGGCCACUUGAGGCAGCUGGAAAAUUAGUGUUAAGAAGGGGACCAAGAGUUACAGCUCAUUUCCCGGCAAACGUAAAUACAUAAUUUUAAAUAGAUAAAUUACAGACUUAAUGCCUGAAAGUUGGAGCUUUUGUACAUAUCAAAUUAAAGUUUAUUUAUUGACUUUUAUACAUAUAUACAUAUGAUUUAGUUAAGUGCAUUGGGGUUCCAAAGUGGUUCAUUGGUAGGUUGUGGGUUCUAAUGGGUGGUAGUCUUGAUAAAUACUAGUUAUGGCUGUUUCUUGGUAACUACUUGGAGGGGGGGGUGAGGGGAAUUAUAUUAAAACAUCGCUAAUCCGGCCAGGGUCAAACAACGCUGACCGGGAGGGAAAGGUUUAUGUGUAGACCCCAGGAGAGUCAAGGAACAGAGUAUAACACAUUAUAACUUCCUCAACUAGUUUUGGAGUGUUAUUAAAAGUGACGAGGAUGAAAGUUAUAUUUUUUAUGCUGUGUUUUGCGUGUUUGUGGGUAUAAGAUGUCUUUCAUAGGAUAUGUAAUAAAAAUAUUUAUGUCCACGAGUAUAUUUUAUGCACAUAAUGGAGCACACCCAAAGGACUAAUGGCCCAUGCUAGAUAAGUCAUAUACAUUUAUGUAACCUGUUUUAAAAUUGAUCAAAAGUUUGUUUAAAUUAUGCUACUUGGCUUUCUAAAUCUGAAUUUAUAUAGAGCUUUUUUUUUUUUUUUAAGAUAUUUCCAACACCUUAUUUUUAUCCCUGCUCCUUUCCUUUAAAAAUCCCCUCAUUCUGCUCCUCUCUCGGUUGCAAGUAUUUUUAAUUCAUCUUUUUAGGAAAUAUUUCUGAUGUAAGAUUAACUUCGCCAUUCUCCCCUGUUUACCAGCGCACUUACAUCUAUCCUGUAAUAGAUUUUACCUGCCUUACCAAUGAGAAUUGUCACAUGUCAGUGUAACUUUAUUCAAUUUGGUAUACCGAUUAUGUUGUAUAAACUGUAUAUUUGUGAGUGCUGUACGUAUGUCUACUGAGUAAUCGUAUCAGUGGAUUCAGAUUUGAAGAAAUUAGUGUAAUUAUUUAAUUCGUGGGGAGGCAAUAAAUCCAAAGAAGUCAUACGGCAGCUGAGAAAUGGGAGAUAAUGAGGUAUGAUACACUGGAGGGAUGGCACCAGCUCCUUGAUGGACGUGAAUGAGGAGAAUGUUGAAACUGCCAAAUAACGUCAUGAAAGCCAAUGCUUUAGGGAAGGUUUAAAAAUAAGUUAGAAAAAGACUUCACUGGGAAUUACUGGAUGUUAGGAAGACCUGCCUAGCAUGGGUCAAUAAGUUUGUUAAACUGCUUAUACCAGGAAUUUUUAAUAUUUCCAUAUUAAAUAUUUUCUUGAACAAUUCAGUGUUUCACAAAUAUUCUUUAUCUCAAAGACUAACACGUAUAUUAUGUAUAACAAUAUGUAUAUCCACGAAUAUUCAGUAUGUACAGUAUACGAAUUAUUCAUGUCUACUUCUAUACAUAUACCACUGUGUAUGUCCCAAAAAAAAAAUGUUGAAUUGGAGCGAAUAUUCUGUCAGUUUGAAAGUACAAAACAGUUGCCAAUUCGCAUUUUCCUUGUCCAAUAAAUUAUUAUAACUUUUA
This is a messenger RNA of Cherax quadricarinatus, 2500 nucleotides long. RefSeq lists its product as uncharacterized. Lineage: Eukaryota; Metazoa; Arthropoda; Malacostraca; Decapoda; Parastacidae. The record is from RefSeq and is a predicted model, not a curated record.